Messenger RNA from Encephalitozoon hellem ATCC 50504, 1017 nucleotides. RefSeq lists its product as uncharacterized. The transcript has a single exon. The record is from RefSeq and is a predicted model, not a curated record. Gene Ontology annotation, biological process: endoplasmic reticulum unfolded protein response. Gene Ontology annotation, molecular function: ubiquitin-specific protease binding; misfolded protein binding. The coding region runs from base 1 to 1017 and encodes 338 amino acids. NCBI's taxonomy places the organism in Eukaryota, Fungi, Microsporidia, Unikaryonidae. Gene Ontology annotation, cellular component: Hrd1p ubiquitin ligase ERAD-L complex; endoplasmic reticulum membrane.
AUGAGCAAUGAUUUUCUUCUCGGACAAAUACUUAGAAUUCCUCCAAUUACAAGAUACAUAGUUCUCCUUAUAUCAAUAGUAGAACUACUUGUGUACAUAGACGCUGUGUCCCCGUACAGCUUGUACUACUCGCCCUUGUUCCUUAAGAAGUUGGAGAUAUGGAGAGUAUUCACGUCAUUCCUUUACUUUGGAAGGCCAACGCUGGAUAUGUUUAUGCACGUUGUUUUUCUAUAUCGCUAUUCCAGGAUGCUCGAGGAAGGUUGUGCAAGCACCUCGGAGUACUUUUGGCUAAUUUUUGUCAUAUCGUCUGCCCUUUUUGUUAUAUCAAACAUCUACGGAAUAUCAGCACUCGGAACAUCAUUUUCCUCAACCAUAACAUACAUCUGGACAAAGAGAAAUCCCAGGGCAAUUGUCCAGAUAUUUGGGUUUAUUUCGUUUCCUGCAUUUUACCUCCCGUUCAUUCUCCCCGGAUUUAUGUUGUUAUCGAAAAGAUCGAUAUCUAUAGACGAUGUACUGGGAAUAGUUGUAGGGCACCUGUUUCACUAUUUCAAAGAUGUUUACCCUAGAUGGGGACGAGAUGUUUUAAAGACUCCAUGCUGGGCCAAGAAGCUUUUCAAUGAGCAUCCUUCUGGCUGUUGCAAGUCUCAAAAGGGGAUUACAAUAGGAGAAGCAAGGAAAAAAUACGAAAAAAGCAUGGGAAGCUCCUUCAGAAGCAAUGAGGAUACUGAAAUAAGCGCGGGGGCAGCAGAUUCUAGGAAUGACGAACAUGUAAAUACAGAAACCCCAAUACGAAAUUGUACAGAUCCUUCAGGGGAUUCACAUAAGGUCUCUUCUUUGGGACCCACCUCUGUUUCCACGGCAGUGACCUCUUCAGGAAUACCAGAAGGCAAUUCUUUUGAUGCUAAUAAUAUUCUUUGUGAUAAGGAGGUAGUAACAGAAAACGUUCUCGAGGCUCAGCAGUCCGACGAGGAUUGGGAUGAAAAAUGGGGCGAAAGUGACAAUGAAAGUAUCGAAUAA